Messenger RNA from Neolamprologus brichardi, 1648 nucleotides. Lineage: Eukaryota; Metazoa; Chordata; Actinopteri; Cichliformes; Cichlidae. The record is from RefSeq and is a predicted model, not a curated record.
CGGACGCCCUCCUGCUAAAAUUAUGGCUUUCGCAGACUUCUAAUCGUUAUUUUUCUUCGAGGGAAUUAAAAUUUUCUAAAUGAGCUUGUUUAAGGAUUUUUUCCACCGCCAAUUAAAAAGCUUUUGACAAACAAUGGAGAUCACGGACGUGAAAGCACGAUGGAAGGAUGUGUGGUUUUCCUUUUGUCUGGCCCUGCUGAUUCUGACCAAAUUAGAAGGAAUCUCUGCUCAGAUAAGGUACUCCAUUCAGGAAGAAUUAAAACCAGGGACAGCGGUUGGAAAUGUAGCCAAAGACCUCGGACUGGAUCUUGGGAGACUGGCUGAUAGGAAUCUUCGUGUUGUGCAAGGAACAAAGCGAGAUCUGUUCGAGGUAAAUCCAAGGGAUGGAGUUUUGUUAGUGAACCAGAGAUUAGACAGAGAGGAGCUGUGUGCAAAAACUGCUCCAUGUGUCACGAAUUUAAAAGCAGUUGUAGAAAAUCCACUCGAAAUGCACCAGGUCGUAGUUGAAAUCCUCGAUGUAAAUGACAAUUCGCCGAAAUUUCCUGAGGAAAAUUACACACUGGAUGUGUUGGAGUCUGCCUUAGUUGGGUCUCGAUUUCAGCUGGAAGGAGCACACGAUUUAGAUGUGGGUUUGAAUUCAUUACAUUCAUAUAAGCUAAAUUCGUACCAGUAUUUUCGUUUGGAAACAGAGGAAUUUGGGGAUGACGGGAAGGUUCCUUUCCUAGUAUUACAAAGACCUUUGGAUAGAGAACAUACAGCUCAGCAUUGGUUACUAUUAACAGCUACAGAUGGAGGAAAACCAUCAAAAUCUGGAAAUAUGAAUGUUACUGUUAUUGUAUCUGACAUUAAUGACAACCCACCAGUGUGUGAAAAACAAAAGUACACAGUAACAAUAAAGGAAAAUGCACCUGCUGGAACAUUUUUGCUGACGGUAAAUGCAUCUGACUCAGACGAAGGGCUGAACGGUGAGAUUGAAUAUUCUUUAAAGCGUAAACUUAGAGGACUCUCGUCCGAUCCGUUUGAUUUGGAUAGUAAAACUGGAAAACUAGCUGUGAAAGGACGCCUGGACUACGAGGAAACGCAGGUUUACGAGAUUAAAGUACUGGCUGCGGACAAAGGUGUUGUGGCUCUGUCCACACUCUGCAGUGUAGUUAUUAGAGUGGAAGAUGUGAAUGAUAACCCACCAGAAAUAGAAAUCACAUCUUUUUCGAGUCGCAUUCCAGAAGAUGCGCCCCCUGGAACCGUGGUGGCAUUGAUGGGUGUGACGGAUCUUGACUCAGGUGUGAACGGACAGGUGGUUUGCAGCGUGCCCCUUCAUUUACCUUUUGAUUUGAAGCCCUCCCCUGACGGUCAGUCAUACUCUUUGGUUACUAAAGAUUACCUGGAUAAGGAAACCACGCAUAUGUAUACCAUUACAGUAACAGCUAAGGAUUUAGGAAGCCCAACUCUGUCAUCAACGAAGGUAUUACAGGUAGAGGUGCAAGAUGUUAACGAUAACAGGCCUCUUUUCACUGAAAGCCCGUAUACCUUUUAUGUACUUGAAAAUAACAAGGCAGGAAUGUCCAUUUUCUCAGCCCUGCCCAUCUGUGGUUCUUAUCUGGUGGAGGUGUACACAGGGAGUGUGCAAAUGAGGCUAGAUAUCAAAUAA